Molecule: messenger RNA, 1029 nt
Organism: Candidozyma duobushaemuli
Lineage: Eukaryota; Fungi; Ascomycota; Pichiomycetes; Serinales; Metschnikowiaceae
Exons: 1
Coding region: 1-1029 (342 amino acids)
Cellular component (GO): extracellular matrix
Source: RefSeq, a predicted model, not a curated record
AUGAACUUCCUCGACUUGCCCCAGGAGCUAAUCCUCAGGGUAUUUCAGAACUUAUCCCUUUCCGAUAGCCGUACCCUCAUACAGCGUCUACAUACAUAUAAUGACCCGAAGGCCCACAAGGUCAUAAAGCUACUAUGGAUCACCUGUUGCUCAGACAAAGUCAUCGUCUCAUUUCCGAACACGGAGACCCCACUGAACGAACCAUUUGAAUUUGUGUCGUCUGUGGACGUAUAUGAUACCAUCAAGGCGCAUGUCCAGUACGGAGUUGUGCCAAAGCACCUACAGUUAUUUUUCUCCAGAAACCCAAGAGACUACACCAGGUUUCAAAACCACCUUCUGGAGGUUUGGGAGCUUUUGGAUUCCAACACUGUUGUGAAGUAUCUCCAUGCGGUGCAAGAGUUGGAUUUCGAGUUGAGAGGAAAUCUCAUUACCACAGAAUCACCCACCCUGUUGGUCUCACUGAUACUCAACACAUUCGUCAAGCUCACGAGCCUCAAACAUGCCAACUGGAAGACCAUAAGGAUUUUGCUGACUGACUUGGGCGACUACUUUCCACAAAAAUGGGGCAGGGUCUUUGAAGAAUUUCGCCUGACCCAAGAGCUUGUAUUGGAUGACAAUUUAAUCCGCCUGCUGCAUCCGCUUGAGAGCUAUUCGUUGCUAGAAGGGUACUUUAAGUGGCCUUCACAGCUUCGUGUAUUGUCCUUGAGGAGAAAUCUUAUUUCCAAUUUUUCAGCCACAGCUAUAAAGCUAUUGCCAAAGACUCUCGAGGUGCUUGAUCUUGAGAACAACGUUCUCGAACAGUUUGGAACUCAAGGAACAGUCAAACUUAUAGACGAGUUACCUCACCUCCGUCUUUUGAACCUAUCGAACAAUCGUGGUUUGGUAAAAAUUGAGCCUGCCCUUUUCAUCGAUUGGCACCAAUUGACAACAGGGCUCACUGUUAAACUUGAGAACUGUAACAUUUACGCCCCAAUACUUGCAUCCAUAACCCGCAUUGCUAAAGAAGAGGGUAUUGUUCUAAUGGUUUGA